AGGUUUCUAUCAGUCGACGUGAAAAUGUCGUCCGGGAGGGCCGGCUGAUAGCAAAUAGUGUGACGCACAAACACCCGUGACGAUAUUAUUUGUUGCCCAGAGAUCUAAUUCAGAUCAUUUGGAUAGGUUUUUCUUUCGUUAAUAGUGUGGUUUAAAAUAAUUUGCCGUCGAAAUAUGUUUCGCUCAUCCCCAGCUGUUGUUGGAGAUGACGAAGAACUCGAUCCACGAAUUCAGGUGGAAUUAGAGAAACUCAAUUCAACAACAGAUGAAAUCAACCGUUGGGAAGCAGAACUUGAUGAAGCAAAUGCUGGAUUCCGUACCUUACUGAGUAGAUCUACCCAACAACUCAAGGCAUUGGCCAAAAAACUGGGUAGCUGUAUUGAAAAAUCUCGACCAUAUUAUGAUGCCUUUGAAGAGUACAAGACAGCUCAAGAACGUUGCCAAGAAGCAGCUGUGCAGUUUCAGAGAGCAUUUGGUAUUCACAAAGCUGCUAAAGAAACAAUAGCUCUUGCAGAGCAGAGGUUUUUGAGCCAUCAACAUGAAUGGAAGUUUGACAAUGCAUGGCAAGAAAUGCUGAACCAAGCAACUAUGCGGGUAAUGGAGGCAGAAACCCAAAGGCAGCUAAGUGAGAAGGAACAUCAGAGGAGUGCCGCAGUAUUUGAGGCAGCUAAGCAAAAGUAUCAAUAUCUUGAGAAAGAUUUGAAAAGCGCAAUUCAGAAAUCGCGACCCUAUUUUGAACAAAAAGAAGACUUUCAAAACAAACUGAUGGCACAAAAAUUAAAAGUUGAACUCAUACAGCAAAGUGUUACACAAGCCAAGCAAAUCUAUUCAGAUACCCUGAAAAACUUGGAAUGCAUUUCGGAAGAGAUCCACGAACGCCGGUUACUUUCACGACCGAGAGAGCCGGGUGUCGGUGCAGAGAAGAAUUGCUCACCUCCACCGUCCCUCAAUUUUGAUUUAGACCAAUGCGAUAUUGUCAGCCUAGUUUCUAAUUGUACGUUGAAUCGGGCGAGUGAUGACGAAGAAUUCUCUUGUUCUUCCACACCCAAUGGAGCCUCCUCUAAUUGAAGACCAAAUGUCUGUUCUUUAUGACGACCCAAUUAUUAGCUUUGGUACCUUUGUUUAUGUUACGUACCUGCAUGAGGCAUGUUUUGCCACCCACAAAAAAAAAAGCUAGCUUUCAGGGUGACGAUAGAACAAGUGCCAGCCAUGUCCGCAUAAUUAAUUCUACACUAUUCCAUUUCCUAGUUCCCCCCCUCAAAGUUCACCUCCCCUCAAGUUGCCAUCAAUCACUGCAAUAAUAAUUCAACAAAAUUGUUUUCCAUUCCUUCCAGCGGCAGUAAAUCCAAUUUAUUAUAAUAUCAUGGGUUCUGAGUAAUAAACAUGUAAAUAAAGUAA
Daphnia magna is the source of this 1398-nucleotide messenger RNA. It is a transcript of the gene pcs, whose product is annotated as SH3 domain-binding protein 5 homolog. Gene Ontology annotation, cellular component: cytoplasm. Gene Ontology annotation, biological process: negative regulation of protein tyrosine kinase activity; intracellular signal transduction. Gene Ontology annotation, molecular function: protein kinase inhibitor activity. The transcript is spliced from 8 exons. The record is from RefSeq and is a predicted model, not a curated record. Bases 175 to 1068 code for a protein of 297 amino acids. NCBI's taxonomy places the organism in Eukaryota, Metazoa, Arthropoda, Branchiopoda, Diplostraca, Daphniidae.